UGUUCGUCACUUCCCCAAGUCGUCAAGUCCACGAAGAACAGAAAUGCUAUUGCUGUUUGCACUGCUAGCGACUCAAAUUGCACCAACUUUCACCAGUGACCUUUCUCGCUGUUUUGUCGGCGACCAGCAGUCUGGUGUGAAGCCGAAAGGCUCGGUAAAGGAACUAAACGUUAUAAGACACAUUUCCUCAUUCCGUGGCAAUGCUAGCGAUUGUGCUCGCGCAUGCUGCAAUCUGUCGACGUGUACGAGCGUGUGGCUGCUCAAGAAUAUCUGUGUGAUGCUUGAUUGCAGUGAAGAGGACCAGAUCGGGCCUUGCUCGACGGUUUCGACGCCUUUCACGUCGUAUGUGGUCAAUGUAGUGCGAAACAAAGUUGAGGAGAACGUACCGUGCACUAUGGAGGGCAACAUAGGAUGUGGCGAGCAUCAAGAGUGUCAGUACACAAACUCUAAUCGUGAUCAAACUCACUGUGUAUGUCAAAUUGGAUAUCAACUUGACAACGUCACACAAGAGUGCGUAUCGUCUACAUCAACCGAAGGUGUGGUGAAUACCGAAGAUGUGACGAAUCCACUUCCCACGGAAAGUCGACUGGGCAGACCAUGUGAUUACACAAUCGACGAAUUUUGUGGUGUGAACGAAGACUGCAAUCUGCUGUUUCCCGGUUCAAGUCAGUCGUACUGUGUUUGUGCUAAAGGAUAUAUAGCUAGUAGAGGCAUCUGUGUGCAAGAUAUGGUUGCACCAAAUGUUGAUAAGAUUGCAACAAGUCGACCCACAUCGGUCACACUGACAACGUCACUGAGCUCAAGCGUUGAAACAGAAGCUACUAGAGUAACAGAAAGACCAACGAAGAAGCAUCAUAGUGCAACAGUGGGCAGCGCGAGGAUCCAUAACGAGUGCAACCCGUCGACUCCUGUGGCUUUGGAUUGCGGUGAGAAUUCGUUUUGUGUGUUUGAAGAAGGUCGGGGAAGUUGGUGUCAAUGCAGACACAGUUAUGUGUUCACGAACGACAGUCGAAGAGACUGUGUUCGUUUCAACGAUACAGACACACAGUCCAAAGUCGUGACUAUUACUUCAAAUAUUGAUAUCAAACCGACAGGCAGGUUGCUGCUUCAGCGGAGGCUGUGCUUUCCUCGUAGUGGUGGAUUCGAAUUACCGGAUUUCGGACAGUGUGGUGUUCAUGCCGUUUGCACUUCUCUGUCUAACAGGAAGGGUUACUGCCAGUGUGUCAACGGAUAUGUGCAAGACAGUAAAGGGAUAUGCGUUUUACAACACACAACAACAACAACAACAACAACAACAACAACAACAACAACAACAAAAAGUCAAGCAAGCAGCAAUCAUCCAUUGUCUACCGGUACACAACGUUUGACCACAACGCCACCGUCAUAUACGGAUAAGAAUGUGAAUGAAGCGACAACAACUGAACACAUUCCUCGCAGACUGGAAAACGAGUUGGACGACAUGGCACAGCACAGUAGUACACUUGCUGUAGGAAAGGCAUCGGCUGCUGUUACAAAAGCAUUGGCUAUGUCUUCGUCUCAGUCUCCUACUACUAUUGAGACUACAAAUGCUUUAAAAGUGAGUUCUACGAUGGAGAUAACAGCAACACCAACGCAGAUGGUUACAACCAAAGUGAUGAGUACAGAAGGAGUGGCGAUCACAGAAAAGACGAAGGCUGAAACGUUGAAACCGACAGCAAAGCAAGAAGUGGCUACGACAAAGAGUCAAGGAAACAAGGCUAUAACAACAGUUGCUCCUAUGGUCACUGAAUUGCUUCCUAAACGUAUUGUCGUAUCAGCUGGUGACAACAGGGAUUUAGUGCUGCCUGAAAACACAGUGACUCUCAUUGCUACAACAUGGCCACCUGCUCCACAGUCAGACAGUUCGUACUAUGCAUUUGAAUGGAAGGAACAGUGUGGUCCUCUUUCUGGUUCAAUUGCUAAUGCUCCUUCCAAUCGCAUCACUCUUAGUCUGCUAAAUGAAGGUCAUUAUUGCUUCAAGGUGACUGUUGUGGGCAAGAGAAAGGAGUUUGGAGUUGGCUUUGUGAAUGUAACUGUUCAUCCACCUAAACGAGUCAACAAACCUCCAAAAGCUGUAAUCACUGCAAGCAAGGGUCGUCUGGAAGUGACUCUACCACGUGACACUGUCAUACUUGAUGCAAAACAGAGCACGGAUGAUGUGAAGGGAUUGAAGUUUCGUUGGGAGCAGAUCAAACGUCCCUUGAAAGAUCUUGUUGAUCACACAAAGGACCAUGAGACUAACUCUGUUCUCAUUGCUAGUGGACUGAUUGCUGGCAAUUAUCGAUUUAAAGUAAUUGUGACGGAUUCAGAUGGUGCAACUGAUGUUGCGUAUGCUAACGUUACGGUCCACCCUGAAAUUGAUUACAAGCCACAUGCCAAUGCAGGCAACUCAAAGGUCAUCAAAUUGCCGAUAGAUUCUGUGACUUUGUUUGGCAAUACGAGCACGGAUGACAAAGGCAUUGUCAAAUAUCAAUGGGAGAGAGAUCCUGAGAGUUCACGGGAGGGCGACAUGAUUGGUACUACAUCAUCUGUUCUACAUCUUCAACAUCUAGCUGAGGGACAUUACACGUUUGUUUUGACGGUGACUGAUGUUAGUGGACAAACAGACAGCAGUAAAGUCAGUGUUGUUGUUGAGCCUGUGAACAAUAUACCACCUCAAGUUAAUGCUGGACCUGACAAGGAGCUCAUCUGGCCUGCUAAGGCUGUGUCACUAAGUGGAAAGCAGACUACCGAUGACAUGGGAACAAGCAACUUAAAAUUUCACUGGAAAAUGAUUAAAGGCCCGCAACAACCACAGAUGAAAGGAGAAAAUGACUCAGUGCUUGAAUUGUCUGAGCUGGUGCAGGGCAAGUAUACGUUUCAAUUGACAGUAACUGACAAGCAACAUGCAUCUGCUUCAGAUACAGUAGAUGUUGUUGUGAAGCCUGAUCAAAACAUAAAACCUACAGCUAAUGCUGGUUCUGAUGUACACAUCCAUUGGCCCACUCGUACAGCAGAGUUAGAUGGCUCAAAAUCAUCCGAUGAUGACAGAAUAGUAUCUUAUUAUUGGGAGCGGACCCUAAACAGUCCAGCUAUUGGAGAUAUUGAGAAUGGCACUGACCAUCAGUCUGUGUUAAAGUUAUCGAAUCUUUCACCUGGUGUGUAUACGUUCAAGUUGACAGUUAUGGAUGCGAAAGGCUUGCAAGACUUGGAUUCUGCUCAAGUGUUUGUCAAAAAAGGCAGUCAUGACAUGGAUCUUGUCGAUGUGCACUUGAAUGUACAGAUCGAAGAGUUUUCUGAACAACAACUGCAAUUUGUUGUCGAAGCUAUAUCACUCAUACUCAAGGUUAAAGAGAAACACAUUGUUGUAGAAAGAGUCACUGGAGAACACAACAAGGUUCAUGUGCUGUUUUACGUUCACGAUGAGACGACUGGUGGCGUCAUACCCGGGCCACACGUCGCCAAUAAGCUGUUCAACAAUUUAGCUGUUGCAUCAGACAGUUAUGAAAUCAGCAUACAAGGGAUACAAACUUAUGUGUGUCAAGAUCCAUGUUCGGGGCAUGGAACGUGUGAUCAGGGCACCAGUCAAUGUGUCUGCGACGGCUAUUGGAUUGAAAAUCCAUUCAAAGCAAAUUUUGGUGACAAGAAGACCAACUGUGAUUGGAGUGUUGUCUAUGUAGUGUUGGUCAGUAUUGUGGUCGGCAUUGUUACACUAGUGGCUAUGUGUACUUGUAUUUGUGUUUACAAACACAAGCGCAUCAAGGCUAAACGGAGACGAAGGUAUGCUUUGUUCAAUGAUGCAGAAGACGAGACGGCUCUUUCAAUGUCGCUGUUGUCAAAUGGAAAGAACCAGAAAGGUAGUCUGAUGGUCAGUGAGUCAGGGUCAGACACUGACAACGUACUAUUCGAUUCUACCAAGAAACCUUUUCAAACCAAGACAAGCAAUGGCAUGAUCAAGAACAACCGAGCAAAGAGUCUGUCAAAGAAAAUAUAAGAAGGCUCGUUUUAGUGUAUACCAAACUUGCAAGUUCAAUACUUCUGUAUAGUUCAGAGUUAUAAAAAUCGUUCACAAUAGAGAAUCUAUGGUUUACUAACAGUUGAGGUUUAACUGGCACCUACUUUUAUGUGCAGUCAUUUGCUGCAUAUCUAGAGUACGGCAGAAGAGCAAUAUGGUGGCUUAUUGACUGUAGCAAGCUAAGUUAUGUGUUGUGCUCUUUUGCUUUGGCAUGGUGGCUAGACAGUAGAGCAGUACAGGAUAGUAAAGUGAUUUGCGGCAAGAAAAUUGCUUUGAUUCUAAUAGUUUGUUGUUGAUUGGUUGUUUUUUCUAAGUGAU
Molecule: messenger RNA, 4330 nt
Organism: Corticium candelabrum
Lineage: Eukaryota; Metazoa; Porifera; Homoscleromorpha; Homosclerophorida; Plakinidae
Product: dyslexia-associated protein KIAA0319-like protein
Exons: 20
Coding region: 44-3991 (1315 amino acids)
Biological process (GO): neuron migration
Cellular component (GO): cytoplasmic vesicle; membrane
Source: RefSeq, a predicted model, not a curated record